AUGGCAACGACAACCCCCACCACCCCCAAAUUCUACGCCCUAGUCGACUACGAAGACCCCUACGUCGAACCUCUCCUCCUCUCGGCCCUCCAAACCCACCUUCCCCCCAAAUCCUUUCAACUCAUAAGCUCCCUCUCGGACCUCCCUUCUCCUUCAACCCCUUUCCUUCAAUUCCGCCAAUACGAAGCCAUAGAUUUCGACCACCAACUCUACCACCCCUCUACGUCCCUCGCAAACGCCUACGUCAUCCGCAAAGCGUUGAUCCGCAAACACUAUCUCAGUACCACCAUCGCGAACUGGAUUAUCAAGUACCCUGACAGCGUGCUAGCGCGGCACGUGAAACCUAGCGUUGAGUUUGAAGUUGACUAUGCGGAGUUUUUGGAUGAUGCGCUUGUUGAGGCUUGGGAGCUGAAGGAGAGCUGGAGCCGUGGCGAGCAGAGCGGGGAAGAGGGUAGGGAGUGGUGGAUUCUGAAACCGGGCAUGAGUGAGCGGGGGCAGGGGAUCCGGCUGUUCAGUAGUGAGGAGGAACUCCAAGCUAUUUUCGAGGAGUGGGAUCCCGAGUCGUCUGACGACGAAGAGGAAGAGGAAGAGGACGACGCGAGGAGCGAUCGCCAAAACGACAACUCUGAUGAUGCUGAUGCUGAAGACGGGAAAAUGGGAAACGGGAUUAUAACAUCCCAGCUCCGCCACUUCAUUGCGCAGCCGUACAUUCAUCCUCCCUUGCUCUUGUACCCCCCUUCCCCUUCUUCUUCUUCUUCUUCACCCUCGCAAUCAGAGCUCAGGAAGUUCCACAUCAGAACAUACGUCCUCGCAACCGGCGCGUUGAAAAUCCACGUCUACCGCCCCAUGCUCGCGCUCUUCGCAGCAGCGCCAUACACAUCCCCCUCCUCCUCAACCUUUUCUCCAUCCACUGCGUCGGAAGAAGAGAGGGAUAGAGCCAUGCAAGCGCACCUCACCAACACGUGUCUCCAGGACCCCGCGAAACGAGAUGGAAGCGUAGGUCUAUUCUGGGACCUCCCCGAUCAAAUCCCCCCACAACCAUCCUCUUCUUCCUCUUCCGGAGACCACGCAACAACCUCCACACCCGAACCCAAAGCAACAGAAGAAGAAGGAAAGCAAACUUGGAAACACAAAGUCUUCAAUCAAAUCCUCGCCACUACCUCUGCCACCUUCGAAGCCGCCGCCCGCGGAAUGAGCAUUCAUUUCCAACCUCUGCCCAACUCGUUUGAGGUGUUUGGAUUGGAUUUCAUGGUCUCGCUAGAUGGAGAUGGCGGGGUCAGGACGUGGCUGCUCGAGGUCAAUGCAUUUCCUGAUUUUCGCCAGACGGGGGAUGAAUUGAAGGGGUUGGUUGAGGGCUUGUUCGGGGGUGUGGUGAAUGUUGGGGUUAGGCCUUUUUUCUUUGGGGAGGAAGAAAGGGAGGGGAAGGAGGGAGAUAUGGUUAAAGUGUUGGAUAUUGAUCUUGGACGGCGGUGAGAUUUGGAUGUUAAGAAUUAAGAUGGGGGUGGGUAUAUUGUGGCACUUCUUCAUUACAGUCCCAUUGAUUCAAGAUGUGGAUGUGUAGACUGAUCCAGUAGCAUUGGAUACUUGGUGAAAAGCAACAUUUCGUCUU
Molecule: messenger RNA, 1609 nt
Organism: Periconia digitata
Lineage: Eukaryota; Fungi; Ascomycota; Dothideomycetes; Pleosporales; Periconiaceae
Source: the annotation of a GenBank genome assembly